CAUCACUAUUGUCUUUUCUGUCAACAUGAACGUCUCGCCCGUAAACGAUCCACUGGAACUAUUGACGAAUAAGGGCAAUCGCCAGGCUUCUUUCCUGUCGCCCAUAUGGAAUCCCUUUGCCUGCACCCUGGCUGGCUUCGGCCUGGCCAUUUUCGUCAACUGGGGCUUCCGUAAGCCCGUAAUGUCGGGCAUCCAGAAACAUAUUGCCUUUGCGGCCAUUGGCGGUGGUGCCGGCUACUAUUUCGACCAGAAACGAAACGAGUAUCUGGCCAAACGCGAUGCCGUGCUGCGGCACUACAUCGAGCUGCAUCCCGAGGACUUUCCCGUGAAGGAUCGCAAGAAGUACGCCGAUGUCUUGGAGAGCUGGGUUCCGGUCCGCUAAGGUGCGUGCAGACAGCAAUCAAUUGUUGUGAAUCAAACGAUGCCCUGCAGCGCAUUGUCCAUAUAGUUAAUAAAGAAGCUUUAAUUGUAAUAAUGAAUACGAAAAUGUAUGAGAUUCGAGCAAAUCUUUACAUAUUUAUUGAAACAAACAUUUGGUUGGAAUA
Drosophila pseudoobscura is the source of this 545-nucleotide messenger RNA. It is a transcript of the gene ND-B14.5B, whose product is annotated as NADH dehydrogenase (ubiquinone) B14.5 B subunit. Gene Ontology annotation, biological process: mitochondrial electron transport, NADH to ubiquinone. The record is from RefSeq and is a predicted model, not a curated record. NCBI's taxonomy places the organism in Eukaryota, Metazoa, Arthropoda, Insecta, Diptera, Drosophilidae. Gene Ontology annotation, cellular component: mitochondrial inner membrane. The transcript has 3 exons. Bases 26 to 382 code for a protein of 118 amino acids.